AUGUUUCAUGAGCAGCAGGCACCGCCAUCACCGGCAGUAGCAGCGCCACCGCCAGUGCCCUCGGCGCCGAGCCCGGCCAGCAACCACCACGACGACGACGACGGUGACGGUGGCCAUGAUGUCGAGGUCACGACGUUCCGCGACAUCCACCCUCUGACGCCCGACGCGCCGACGCCGACGCCGACACCGACGCCCCCCGCGCUUACCAGGUCCUGGGACACCGCCAGCCACCGCUCCUUCUCGUCCGAGGAGCAGUUCAUGACGAUGAGCCGCGAGUUCACGGCCAUGGUCGCCGCCGGGGCGACCAUGCAGACCGGCGGAGGCGCCAACGGCGGGUACGACGGCGGCGCCGACCAGCUCACCAGCAUCGGCGAGGACGAGCUGGAGGAGACCAACCCGCUGGCCAUCGUCCCUGACAGCCACCCCAUCGCCACGCCCGCUAGGUCCGCCGCCGCCGGGCUGGAGGUCGUGCCGGCGCCGACGCCGACGCCGCAGCCGCCCGCGCACGUGGAGGCUAGCCAGGUGAAGAAGGAGGAGGUGGAGACCAAGGUGUCGGCGUGGCAGACGGCCGAGGUGGCCAAGAUCAACAACCGCUUCAAGAGGGAGGAGGUGGUCAUCAACGGAUGGGAGACCGAGCAGGUGGAGGAGGCCUCCGCAUGGCUCAAGAAGAUCGAGAGGAAGCUGGACGAGCAGCGCGCCAAGGCGGUGGAGAAGACGCAGAACGACAUCGCCAAGGCGCGGCGCAAGGCGGAGGAGAAGCGGGCGUCGGCGGAGGCCAAGCGGGGCCUCAAGCUGGCCAAGGUGCUGGAGCUCGCAAACUUCAUGAAGGCCGUCGGCAGGGUGCCCACCAAACGCUCCUUCUUCUAG
Miscanthus lutarioriparius is the source of this 867-nucleotide messenger RNA. NCBI's taxonomy places the organism in Eukaryota, Viridiplantae, Streptophyta, Magnoliopsida, Poales, Poaceae. The record is from the annotation of a GenBank genome assembly.